This is a messenger RNA of Trichosurus vulpecula (common brushtail), 501 nucleotides long. It is a transcript of the gene CALCA, whose product is annotated as calcitonin related polypeptide alpha. The coding region runs from base 82 to 501 and encodes 139 amino acids. NCBI's taxonomy places the organism in Eukaryota, Metazoa, Chordata, Mammalia, Diprotodontia, Phalangeridae. Gene Ontology annotation, cellular component: extracellular region. The record is from RefSeq and is a predicted model, not a curated record. Gene Ontology annotation, molecular function: hormone activity; calcitonin receptor binding. The transcript is spliced from 4 exons.
CUCAACUCAGGCAGAAACCUGCACCUUGGCUCCCAGGGCUGCAGUUCUUCAGGAAACCUCUUUUCCCCCAGAGAGGACGCCAUGAUCCUCCUAAAGCUCUCUUCCUUCCUGGCUUUCUUUGCCUUGGUUGUGUGCCAGAUGGACAGCCUCCAGGCUGCUCCAUUCAGGCCUGGUUUUGAAUCUGUCAUGCCAGACCAUGUGACUCUCAGCGAUGAUGAAGCUCGGUACCUGCUGAAUGCUUUGGUGAAGGAGUUUGUGCAGAUGAAAGCUGAUGAGUUGGAUCAGGUGACUGAGGACAACAGCCUGGACAGACCUAGAGCUAAACGGUGCAGUAAUCUGAGUACCUGUUUGCUGGGCAAGCUCUCGCAGGAACUGCACAGGCUGCACACUUACACUCGCACUGACGUCGGGGCACGAACACCUGGCAAGAAACGAGAGGCGCUGAGCGACCUGGAGAAUGACCGUUAUGCAAACUCUGAGGAUGCCCUGGGGAGCAACUAG